AUGAUACAUAUACGUCAAAUUAAGAAAAAUUUACACACUGUGAUACCAAGUCCUUCAAAGACAAAAAAGACCAAAGCUUUUAAAUUUCCAUCAAAGAAAGAAAAACGAGAAAAAUCCAGGGAAAAAGAAGCUAAAGAGAAAGAUGCUGAAAAGGAGAAGGAUAAGAAAAAAAAAGACAAAGAUGAAAAAGAUGUAGACAAGGAAAAGCGCAAGGAAAAGGAGAAGGAUAAGGCUAAACAAAAAUUAAAGGAUCGUAAAAAAGGAAAGCAUACUGGAGAAGAAUGUUUAGACAUUGGUGAGGAACAACCAGUGUUUGGUGUUAGCCUGCAUUUAGCAGUAGAACGAAGUCGUUGUCAUGAUGGUGUUGAACUGCCUUUAGUUGUAAGAGAUUGCAUUGAUUAUGUGGAAGAACAUGGAAUGAAUAUAGAGGGUUUGUAUAAAGUUCCAGGAGUAAAAUCAAAAGUUCAACACUUGAAAAAAUUGUAUAACAACAGAGAACCUGCAAAUAUAUCUGAGUUUGAACCUACAGUAGCUACAAGCUUACUCAUAUUAUUUCUUAGAGAGCUACCAGAACCUGUACUGGAGAACAGCGAGACGAUAUCUCGAUUUGAGCAAGCUGCAUCCACGAAAGAUGUUGCACAGAGGGAAGCACAAUUAGUACAGUUAACUCAACAACUACCAGAAUGUAACAAAGUUCUUCUUGCAUGGGUUAUAUUACAUUUAGACCAUGUCACAGCACGAGAAAAAACAACAAAAAUGAAUGCUCAAACUGUCUCAAUGACAUUAAGUCCUGUACUACAAAUGAGUCAUAGAUUGUUAUUAGCUUUGUUAUUCCAUUGCAAAGCUCUCUUUCCAAAUGUACAAUUAACGAAAUAUGUUCCACCACUUUCAUCUGGCAGUGUUAAUCUUCCAGACUCUAUAGAAAGUAUAACUGCUGAACUAUCUAAACAAGAAUCAUUACUCUCGCAGAUACAUAUGCAAAUGAAUGCAGGUUUCGUUACUAAAACGCGUGAGGAACAACUAUGGGAAGUGCAACGCAUGAUAACGCAAUUAAAGAGAAAAUAUAAAACUGUUCAAAAGUUGGUGGAAGGUGCUACACAAAAAAGUUUAGACGAAGAUGUGAAAUCGACCGAUGAAAAUGUAGUCGAGUCAAGUUCACAGAAAGUAAAAGUUGAAGAAGAAGAUUCGGGACAUGUAAAACCUGAAACUCAAUCGACGUAUACUUCGACCUUAAAAAGGGAUAAUAAAGCACAUGGUUCGGAAGACAGAGAACCAACAAGUACAAAUAUUACUCAAAAUGAAAGAAACGUUCAAACACUUGAUAAGGAUAGUGUCGAUUCUGCUGAACCAUCUGCGCUUGCAUCACAACCCAGUGAACAAGAAAAUACAUCUAGAACAAAUGAAAGUGCUUCAGCCGUAGAACCGGAGCCUGAAAAUGUUAUAGAUAAACUGAGAGAGAGUCUAAUUUACGAGGAAUUGCUAAACAUGCAGGCGUUACUAAAAUCGCGAUUAAAUCAAGAAAGAAAUGAAAUUAAGCGACUAACGGAAAUGUUAUUAGAGCGUGGACCAGAGAAAAAGAAACCACAGGAACGAGUACAUUCGCCGAAUGAAGCUGAAAUGACAGCCAUGAUUCAAUUAGUCAAAGAAAACCAGUUGCUCGAGAAGAAAAUGACCACUUUAAUUCGCAGCAUCAUAGAAGAAAAAGACGCUUGCAUCGAGCUCCGUGUUCAAUUAGCAGUUCAACAAUUAACAAGCCAAGACUUGAAAUAA
Molecule: messenger RNA, 1770 nt
Organism: Hylaeus volcanicus
Lineage: Eukaryota; Metazoa; Arthropoda; Insecta; Hymenoptera; Colletidae
Gene: Rlip
Product: ralA-binding protein 1
Exons: 8
Coding region: 1-1770 (589 amino acids)
Biological process (GO): small GTPase-mediated signal transduction
Molecular function (GO): small GTPase binding; GTPase activator activity
Source: RefSeq, a predicted model, not a curated record